Messenger RNA from Hirsutella rhossiliensis, 870 nucleotides. RefSeq lists its product as uncharacterized. Lineage: Eukaryota; Fungi; Ascomycota; Sordariomycetes; Hypocreales; Ophiocordycipitaceae. The record is from RefSeq and is a predicted model, not a curated record. The transcript has a single exon. Bases 1 to 870 code for a protein of 289 amino acids.
AUGAAUGCGGAACAAGCAGGCUACGACAGCCUUACCAGUUGGUCAGCCCGAAACACAGAGGGUCAAGAAUUUCAGCCAUAUAUUCACGAAGCCAAUACCGACGACUCCGGUAGUGAUUCUCUACUUGAAGGUCACAUUAGCUGGGAGGAACUAGCCUUACAUAGCGAGGUCUUUGAAUCCUGGGGCAUACCAGCGGACAAUGGAACCGAUCAUGGCGGCUCGAAUGAACCUGCCACUGCAAGCACUACUUGCACAUGUGCCACGCUCUUUGCUAAGAUGGACCGCAAGAUCAGCGACCUAUGUUGCCACGAGCUCAACAGAAUUCGAAGGCGGCUGGCCGCCAUUAGCUCUCGUCUCAGCGCCUUAGAAGCUCAGGCGGCCCAACGGCGGCCAGACCAACUACCACAGGGGCCAUUAGGGCGAUUGCCGGAUGAAGAACCACGCGCGCAUCGCCGAAGUGGUGGAAGACCUCGGAAGGCCGGCCCAGAGCGGACGAGCGGAGCCGCGAAAGCAGUGAACACAGUCAAGCUCUUGCGGGUUUGGCUGGGACAUAAUCACGGGGACAGAAGCCAUGAGUAUACGUUUAAAGGAUCAAGAGAGCCUGCCGAAGGGUACUGGAGGUCUGACACAAUCGGUGCCGACACGACGCUCGAGGGAGCUCAUUUCGCGCUAAUGACGGACAUUCUUUCAUUGGAAGUUGAGAUUAACAGCGGCAGCCACUUUCCCAUAACGUUGCAAUGGAACGAUAAGAGCGAGGUCUUUGAAGGGCAGGAUAUGCUGGGGGAAAUGAAUCUCCUUAUUAAGUACUGGGAGGUGUUCGAGAUGCUCUGCAAUCCCUAUAAGGCAUGCACGGAAUGGCAAGUCUGUUAG